CGCAUCCCAUUCCUUCCAGGUUCGGCCGCUCCCAACCUGGCCAGAGGCUGGGGAGUAUCUAAGGCUCCCCGUGGAUUAUCGACUCCCCGCUCCAGGCAGGAGCAGUAGGCGGCGCUUGUCUCCAGCGGGCUGGCCGUCUUUGCGGUAAUAGCCGCCUCCGGCACAUUCCCCUCUGCGUGCGAGUGUGCGCGCGCGCCAUGUAAGGUUGAGGCGGCUCUACUACCUGCAUUACAGUAGCACCGGCGUGAGAAGAGGAGGAGGGGAAAGAAGGAACCUGGGAGGCAGGCGCAGCAUUGUGAGCGUCUCUCGUCGGAGCCAUUCGACGGAGAGGGAGCUCGGCUGGCGGCACAAGAGAAAGCCUGGCGGGGAGCGUGGUGGGCUUGGCCCCGGCGAAGGACUAGCGCCGGCCUUGCAGCUCACGGGCUCCGGGGAACUUGCCCGCGAAGGGGAAAGAGGGUUGCCCUUUGCUCCUGGUGGGGACGGACAGAACGAGGCUCGACGGGGCUCUCCGCCGCCACUUGCAACACCUGGAGGAAUCGAACUCGCGCGCCGCCGCCCCCCCCCCCGCCCCUAGCGCCGCCCGGCUGAGGAUGCGAGGCUCCCGCCCCGCCGGCUGCCUUGCUCUCGCCCCGCGGCCCGCCGCGGCCCCUCGCCCCGGCCCGCCGUGCCAGCUGCUGGGCUGGGCGGGGGGUUGCUAAGCUCUUUGCAUGGGGCCACUGCCGGGCUCGCUCGGUCUUUCUGUCUGCUGCUGCCGGCGGCGGCGGCGAAGGAGAAGGAGGAGGAGGAGAUGAUGCCCAGGCAGGAGCUGCCUUUGCCCGAGGGCUGGGAGGAAGCUCGCGACUACGACGGCAAAGUCUACUACAUCGACCACGCCACCAAGACCACCAGCUGGGUGGACCCGCGGGACAGGUAUACUAAACCACUAACCUUUGCUGACUGCAUAAGUGAUGAAUUACCAUUGGGAUGGGAAGAAGCAUAUGACCCCCAGGUUGGAGUCUAUUAUAUCGACCACAACACCCAAACUACCCAGAUAGAGGAUCCUCGAGUGCAAUGGCGGCGGGAGCAGGAACACAUGCUGAAGGACUACCUUGUACUGGCACAAGAAGCACUGACUGCUCAGAAGGAGAUCUACCAGGUCAAGCAACAAAGGCUUGAACUAGCACAACAAGAAUACCAACAACUUCAUGAUGUCUGGGAGCACAAGCUGGGGUCUCAGACUAGUUUAGUUUCCAGUUCCUCAUCUAGCUCAAAAUAUGACCCAGAAAUUCUUAAGGCGGAAAUUGCUACCACAAAAUCUAGGGUUAAUAAACUGAAGAGAGAAGUUGCCCACAUGAGACAGGAACUACAGUAUAAGGAAAUUGGCUUCCAAACAUUGAAGAAAAUUGAUAUGAAAAUGGCUGAUACCCAAGGUGGAUAUAAACUUGAUGAGGCACAAGCUAUCUUAAGUGAAAUGAAAGCUAUUAAGAAGGCCAUCACUUCAGGAGAGAAAGAAAAACAAGAUCUCAUUAUGAACCUUGCCAGGUUGACAGCUAAUUUUGUGACAGACAGAGGAUCACAUUCAGAAUUGUGGGCCAGCAGUAUAUCCUUGGAAGACUCCAGUUUCCCAUUGUCUAAGCAGUAUCUGGAUGCUGGUUCCCAAACUGAUGUUUCUGGAAAUUUUAUUGUGAACACGAAUAAUCAAUUGGCUGAGAAGGUGAGACUGCGCCUCCAAUAUGAAGAUGCUAAGCGAAAAAUAGCAAAUUUGAAAAUACAGUUGGCUAAAUUGGAUAGUGAGGCCUGGCCUGGUGUGCUGGAUUCUGAACGAGACCGAUUAAUGUUAAUCAAUGAGAAGGAGGAACUUCUAAAGGAAAUGAGGUUCAUUAGCCCUAGGAAGUGGACUCAGGGUGAAGUGGAAAGACUGGAGAUGGAAAGAAAACGUCUAGAAGAAGAUCUUCAGACUGCAAGAGAUACGCAAAGCAAAGCUUUAACAGAAAGAUUGAAAUUAAAUAGUAAAAGAAACCAGUUGGUCCGAGAACUAGAGGAAACAACGCGAUUAAUGGCAAUGUUGCACAUCCAGCUGAAAAACCUUUCAUCUAGCAUGCUUUCCCUGUCUUCUGGCAGCAGUCCCGGCUCUCUUGCAUCCAGCAGGGGUUCUCUGGUCACCUCAAGCCAGGAUUCUUCAACCUCAGCCAGCUUUACUGAUCUGUACAAUGAACAGUUCGAGCAGCUGGACUCUGACUACCAGAGCAAAAUGGACAUGUUACUUCUGGAGAAAGCCACUGGUUUUCGGCCUUCAGGCUGCAUCACUACUAUCCAUGAGAAUGAGGUGGUGAAAACUCAGAAAACUGAUGUUGCUAACCGUUUCCAGGCCCUGAGAUCCUUAUCUGGGACACCAAAAUCAUUGACUUCUUUGUCUCCAAGGUCAUCUCUCUCUUCUCCCUCUCCACCUUGUUCACCACUAGUGAUGGACCCAUUCUUCACAGGCGAUACCUUCACUGGUCAAAUGGAUUUUGAAGAUACUGAAAUAAACAGUGGUCUUUCUGAACUUGGCCUAAACACUGCAAGUGGCAGGAAGUACAGAAUGGAAGAAUCUAAGACUGGUGUCAAACAUCUGGACCAAGGUGUAAGUAUGGUUGAAGGAGCUGCACUGAAGACAGCCUGUGUAUCAGCUGCAGUGUCAGAUGAGUCUGUGGCUGGAGACAGUGGAGUGUACGAAGCAUCUGUGCAAAGACCUUGUGUGCCAGAAGCUGUUGUGUUUGACAACGAAGAUGCAACUAAGACUGCUAAAGUUCAAAUUUCAAUGAAGUAUGAUGAGAAAAAUAAGCAGUUUGCAAUAUUAGUUGCCCAGAUGAAUAAUGUGCCUGUUCUCCUGCCACAGCAAGACCAGAAAGUGAGUGUUCGUGUGGCUAUUCUUCCUUCUUCUGAAAGCACAAGCUGUUUGUUCCGCACAAGCCUAAUGGAAGCAUCAGACAAUCUAAUUUACAAUGAAUUAUUUUGCGUUGCAAUCCCUUAUUCUGUAUUACGACAGAAGACAUUAAGGAUUGAUGUCUGCGCUUUGAAUAAGUACCACCUUGAAGAGUGCUUGGGAGGUGCACAAAUUAGCCUCGCUGAGACUUGCAAAUCUGGAGAGAGGUCAACGCGUUGGUAUAACCUCCUUAGCUAUAAAUACCUGCACGCUCAAAGUAAAAAUAAGCAAGAUGAUAUCUGUUCCAAACUACCCUGCACUGAAAAAAUGGACUCUGUAUCUGCACUGCUGGAACAGACUGCUGUUGAACUCGAAGCUGUAGAGAAAAAGCUAGAAGAAGGCAGAAGCACUUUACUUACUAGUGAGAACUGGCAAGAUGAAGAAGAUGCUGAGCAAGAUGGCAACAGUGAAAAUGAAGAAGAAGGAGGAGGAGGAGGGUUUUAUAGUGGAAGGGCAAUAUGGGAAACAGAAGAGACCACAUCCUUGUCACCGGCUGAGUCAGCAGCCAUCAAGGUGGAUAAAGAGACCAACACAGAGAGCCUUGCACAAUCUUCUGCAGUAGUUCGUCCAAAAGAUAAAAGAACUUCUAACCCUCUACGAACUCCUUUUGUUAGAGGCAGCACUAUUAUCCGUUCCAAAACCUUUUCUCCAGGACCACAGAGCCAGUAUGUGUGUCGGCUUAAUCGCAGUGAUAGUGAUAGUUCAACACUAUCAAAGAAGCCACCCUUUGUUCGAAAUGCUGUGGAGAGGCGAAGUGUCAGGAUGAAAAGGUCUUCUGUUAGAUCCACUGGAGGUGAGCGUCUAAUCCGUACCUCACUGGAUCUGGAAUUGGACUUGCAGGCUUCAAAGACCUGGCACAAUCAGCUGGUUCAAGAGAUCUCUGUCCUCAAGCAGCUGAAAGAACAGCUGGAACAAGCUCAAAGUCAGGGGGAAAAGGAACUACCCCGGUGCAUAGACAAAGAUGAACAAUUUCAGAUGCUGAUGAAACUGGUAGAGAAACAGGUGGAAAAAGUCGAAUGUAAGUGCGAGCUCAAAGCUAAUAAAAUGAUGAGAGCAGCUGCUAAAGAUGUGCAUAGGCUACGAGGCCAGAGUCGAAAGGAGCCUCUAGAGGUGCAGUCAUUCAGAGAGAAAAUGGCAUUUUUCACACGGCCGAGGAUAAACAUUCCUGCUCUCUCUGUGGAUGAUGUUUAAUGUCUAUUUAAGUAUUUCUUUUCAAACCACUUCAGAAAAGUAUAAUUUUUGUUUCACUGAAGUUUAUUUAUGUGGUAUUACAAAGGUACCAAGUCAUUUGUAUGUUGCAGCUCCAUGUCCAGAUUUUUAGCUUUCUCCUUGUCCCACCAUUAAAAUGACUUGAUUAUAUAGUUUGUAUAUUUAGCAAUGUAUUUUUGGGAAAGAUUUUUUUAAAUAUGAACAAAUUCAGCUCAACAUUUUUGUUUUAAUAAAUUCCAUUUAGAUGUUUUGUACAGCUCUACUUUUUUAAAAAAGAGGUCUUACCACAAUAAAUUUGAAUCUGAGACAGCAAGAAUUCUUUGAUUCUUAAAUAUAUCCCAGUUCUUAUACAGCUAGCUUUUGCUAAUUUAAAUAUUUUUGUACCCAACAGAAGAGGAAAUAAGUUUUUUUUAAAAAAAAGAGCUGUAAAUGAGCGCUCUGUGAGCUAUGAAACACUUCAGUUUCUUUCCAAGUCAUAAAAAUGGGUGUG
Messenger RNA from Zootoca vivipara (common lizard), 4643 nucleotides. It is a transcript of the gene WWC1, whose product is annotated as WW and C2 domain containing 1. The record is from RefSeq and is a predicted model, not a curated record. Gene Ontology annotation, cellular component: cytoplasm. Gene Ontology annotation, biological process: cell migration; regulation of DNA-templated transcription; negative regulation of organ growth. Gene Ontology annotation, molecular function: molecular adaptor activity; kinase binding. NCBI's taxonomy places the organism in Eukaryota, Metazoa, Chordata, Lepidosauria, Squamata, Lacertidae.